CCGGUGCUGCACAUCUUCGGGCAGCAGCCCCUGGAUGUCAGGCGCUGUGCAGAGGCGUUCCGGGAGCUCUAUCCCGAGCGGCAGAGCCGCGUGGUAGUGCUGAGCGAUGUGGUCUAUGCCCAUGCAAUGGGUGAGCUGGAGCAGCAUUUGUGCCCGGAGUACCCCAACAUCAUCUUCUCCAGGGUGGUGUGUGGAGACCCUGCUGGCCCCACACUGCCCAGGGAGGAGCGCAGGUUUGGUCGCCAGUUCCUUGUGGAGGCUCCAGAAGGGCUGCAGGACUAUGCCAUGUUCUAUGUGGGAGCUGAGGGCCUUGCCCUCACCAGCUUCAUGCUGACCUGGAACCGCUGCCCCUUCAGCUCCUUCAACCCCACCACUGGCUGUGGCCGCCGCGAGACCCUCAAUGUCAACCGGGCCCUGAUGCGCCGCCUGUACCUGGUGGAACGUGCCCGUGACGCGCGCGUGGUGGGAGUGCUGGUGGGCACCCUCGGUGUGCUGGGAUACCUGUCCGUGCUGCAGCACCUGCGGGAGCUGCUGCGCCACGCUGGCAAGCGCAGCUAUACACUGGCCGUGGGGAAGCCAAACCCUGCCAAGCUGGCCAACUUCCAGGAGGUGGACAUCUUUGUCCUGGUGGCCUGUGCUCAGAACUCCCUGCUGGACUCCAGUGACUUCUACCGAACCAUUGUGACGCCUUAUGAGCUAGGGAACUACUUCACUGACUUCCGAGACCUGCUGCCAGGUGCCUGUGCACAUGUUGAGCUCCCACCGUCUGUCCCAGCAGUGGAGGCUGUUCCCGACAUCUCACUGAUCACAGGGGAGAUGCGUUCUACCCACCUCUGUGACCCCCCGACCUCCCAGCUGCCCCCCAACACUGCCCUGGCCUGCAGGGACCAGACACGAGCCCUCGCAGAGAUCAGCCCUGCUGCCUCCUUCCUGGAGUCCCGCAGCUGGCGAGGCCUGGAGCAGCAGCUGGGACAGACGCCUGUCUCCAAGGCUGUGCAGGGCCGACGAGGGAUUGCCAUUGCAUAUGAAGACGAAGGGUGUGAGCAGCCCUGA
Molecule: messenger RNA, 1053 nt
Organism: Acanthisitta chloris (rifleman)
Lineage: Eukaryota; Metazoa; Chordata; Aves; Passeriformes; Acanthisittidae
Gene: DPH2
Product: DPH2 homolog (S. cerevisiae)
Exons: 5
Biological process (GO): protein histidyl modification to diphthamide
Molecular function (GO): 2-(3-amino-3-carboxypropyl)histidine synthase activity
Source: RefSeq, a predicted model, not a curated record